AUGUCCAAAACAGUUGUUGUCAAGUCACCAGCGGAAUUCAGUAAUCUACUGAAGACCUCUAAGAUUGUUGUGACAGAUUUUUACGCGGAUUGGUGCGGACCAUGUAAGGCCAUUGCGCCCAUGUACGAGCAGCUUUCUGCGCAGCUAUCUCGUCCAAACAAGAUUACAUUCACAAAGGUCAAUGUUGACGACCAGACCGAGAUUGCAUCUACCUAUGGUAUCACUGCUAUGCCAACAUUCAUGAUCUUCAAGGGGGGCAAGCAAGUCGAGAAAGUCCAAGGUGCCGAUCCAAAGAAGCUACAAGAUAUUGUAAGGAAGUUGGCUGCAGAGGCAGAUGAUUCGGGGGAUUCUUCGUCUGGAUUCGCAAGUGGUUCUGGUUCUGGCGAUUGGCGCGCAGGAGCUCUUCCGAGAGGCUACAACGAUGUGACAGACCAGGUUGAUAUCAAGGGUCUAGAACUGUUGAACGCUGACAGUGAAUUCGGAACUGUGCGAACAUUAGUUGAUACAAGCAAACCCAGUGCCUUGUCGAAUGGAAAGGCAGCAGAUUCGAAGACUAAGGACUGGGUUGUCAGUGACACGGAUGAGCAGCUCAUGUUGUUCAUGCCGUUCCAAUCUAUGUUGAAAGUUCAUAGUGUUCAGAUCACAUCUCUGCCUUCAGCAUCUGAUAACGAGGGUGAGGAUGAUGAAGAGCCAAUGCGACCAAAAACUAUCAAGAUCUACACAAACCGAGCUCACACUGUCGGCUUUGACGAGGCUGAAGGUCUUCCUGAGACACAAACCAUCACACUGGAAGCCAAGGACUGGGAUUCAACUGGCACUGCUACAUUAUCACUCCGCUUUGUCAAGUUCCAGAAUGUUACAAGCUUGGUAUUCUUCAUUGUGGAUGGUGAUGGAGACAGUGAGAAGGUACGCAUUGAUCGGAUUAGAAUUAUUGGGGAAACUGGUGAAAAGCGCGACCCAGGAAAGCUGGAGAAGAUUGACCAUGACCAUUAA
Molecule: messenger RNA, 993 nt
Organism: Botrytis fragariae
Lineage: Eukaryota; Fungi; Ascomycota; Leotiomycetes; Helotiales; Sclerotiniaceae
Product: putative thioredoxin protein
Exons: 4
Coding region: 1-993 (330 amino acids)
Molecular function (GO): protein-disulfide reductase activity
Source: RefSeq, a predicted model, not a curated record